This is a messenger RNA of Lathyrus sativus (Indian pea), 831 nucleotides long. The record is from the annotation of a GenBank genome assembly. NCBI's taxonomy places the organism in Eukaryota, Viridiplantae, Streptophyta, Magnoliopsida, Fabales, Fabaceae.
AUGAACUUUAUUCAUAUUCUUUUCUUGUUAACUCUUUCUCCUUUAAUUUGCGUUAAUAGUGAGCAUUUUGUGCUUGUUCAUGGAGCAUACCAUGGGGCAUGGUGUUGGUAUAAGGUGGCAACUAUGCUUAAAUCAGCUGGUCAUAAUGUUACAACUGUUGAAUUGGCUGCUUCUGGUAUCAACCCAAUACAGGUUCAAGAUUUUGAUUCAAUUUCAACUUAUUAUGAACCUUUGAUCACAUUUAUGGAAUCUCUUCCUCCAAAUGAGAAAGUGAUUCUCGUCGGUCAUAGUAUUGGAGGAGUGUCUGAAUCUGUUGCUAUGGAAAAAUUUCCACACAAAGUUUCAGUUGGAGUUUUUGUUACUGCGUAUGUGCUUAGUCAAAAUCUCACAUAUCCUGCUAUUAUUCAAGAGGAAGGUAGAAGGAUCACUAAUUUAAUGGACUCAAAGUUUUUUUAUUUUGAUGGACCUGACAAACCUGCAACUGCUAGAUUGGUUGGACCCAAAUUCCUGGCAACCAGGCUGUAUCAAUUAUCACCACCUGAGGAUUUGACCCUUGCACUGUCCUUGGUGAGACCUGAUCGACUUUAUAAUGAUGUUGAAUUAUUGAAGAAGGAAACAGCAGUUACCAAUGAUAGAAAUGGAAGGGUACCUAAGAUUUUUAUCAUCAGUAAAAGUGAUGAGUUAAUAACAGAAGAUUUUCAAAAGUGGAUAAUUGAGAGAAGUGGUCCAUUUGCUGAGGUGAAUGUGAUUGAGGAUUCUGAUCACAUGGUUAUGUUCUCUAAACCAAACAUGCUUACUUCUAUUCUUCUAAAUAUUGCACAGAAAUACUAA